Vanessa tameamea is the source of this 1079-nucleotide messenger RNA. RefSeq names its product checkpoint protein HUS1 (gene Hus1-like). The coding region runs from base 148 to 1026 and encodes 292 amino acids. Gene Ontology annotation, biological process: nucleotide-excision repair; telomere maintenance; mitotic DNA replication checkpoint signaling. NCBI's taxonomy places the organism in Eukaryota, Metazoa, Arthropoda, Insecta, Lepidoptera, Nymphalidae. The record is from RefSeq and is a predicted model, not a curated record. Gene Ontology annotation, cellular component: checkpoint clamp complex; site of double-strand break; nucleolus. The transcript has 6 exons.
AAUUUUUUUUCAAAUCAGUACUUUCAUUCUUUAUAUUUUUUAAUAGUCGUUUCUAGCUUUUAUUCUCAAUUUUAAUUGCUUAUAUGUAAUGAAUCAUUGAAUCACUUGAUCUUUUAACAACUUAAGUAAUUAAGUUUUACUGAAAUCAUGAAAUUUCGUGCCGUGAUGAUAGAUACGGGUCCUAUGAGAGAAUUUUCAAAUAUAGUAACAACUAUUUCAAAGUUAUCCAAGGAGUGCGUAAUGAGAUUGUCCGAUGAUAAAUUAUAUUUCAUAGUUAGUGAGGAUAAUAGUGGCCCCACUCCACCGGUGUUGUGGUGUGAGAUCCCUCAAGAUAUGUUUUUCUCCGAAUAUCAAAUGAUUGGUAUUGACGAGGAUCACAAAGAUAUUUAUUUAGGAGUUGUAUCAGCAAACUUAGCGCGGUCACUUAUGACAUUAAAAUCAGCAAAGUGCUUAAAAAUUAAAUUAACAAAAAAGCAAUGCCCUUGUUUAACAUUGGAAAUUGAAAUGCCGUCGUCUACCUCACAACAAACACGACAAGUUACUCAUGAUAUACCCGUUAUUGUUGUGCCCAGGAAACUAUGGAGCGAGUUUCAAGAGCCCAGAGUCCCACAGCCUGACAUAUCUAUAGAGCUUCCCACACUAAAACAAUUACGAACAACAGUAGACCGGAUGAGAACAAUGAGUCCAGAAAUAGUUAUCAGAGCUUCAUCUGAGGGUAGACUUACCUUGCAAAUAAAAACAAGUAUGGCAAAAGUUUCCACAAGAUUUAAGGAUUUAAGAGUUGAGGCUUUUGAAGGACCGAUUGAUCAUUCAGAUUCUGAGACAGAGAGCCAAACGAAUGAAGAUAUGUCAAAUGUAUGUUAUUGUCGAGUGGAUGCUAAGAAGUUCUCCAUAUUCCUCAGUGCCGAUCAAAUAUCUCAUAAUCAAACUAUGUGUAGUAUUGUACAUAAAAAAUUGAUAAUUUUAUGUCUUCAGACUGAGGAAAAUGUGAAAUUGCAGUUUUUUAUUACUGGGAUUGUAUAUUAAUAUUAGAUAAGAAUUGUAUAUAUAAAUAAGACAAAUAAACAUGUUAUUUUGUA